This is a messenger RNA of Cuscuta europaea, 1377 nucleotides long. NCBI's taxonomy places the organism in Eukaryota, Viridiplantae, Streptophyta, Magnoliopsida, Solanales, Convolvulaceae. The record is from the annotation of a GenBank genome assembly.
AUCGGCUAGACUUAAGAUACAUGGUUAUCAUCACGCCACCCUACCACAAAACUAGGCAAUUCAACCUGGAAGAUCAAUGGGAGCUAAGUAAGACAUGCAUUGUGUGUACGUGGGAGAUCAUACCAACAGAGAAAGAUCCAGAUCCAGAUCCAGAUCCAGAUGAACUCUCACCAUCAUCAUAAACAUGGAAGAAAUAACGGCGGCGGUGGCAAAACAUGGAGGAGCCCCACGACGGUGGCAACCGCAUCAGUGAUUGGUGUCUGCAUUAUUGCUGGUUAUCUCAUCGGACCGCCUCUCUAUUGGCUCCUCUCCGCCACUGCCGCCGCUUCUUGCCCUCCUUGUUUCUGUGAUUGCACUCUUAAACCUCUCCUUUCCCACCAAAAUGGUACAUAAUAUAACUUGUACAUAUUGAUAUAUUUAUGUGUAUCUGAUCUGCAUUUGUAAUUGACAUAUAGCCUCAACUUUCUUCUACUUCUGCAUUCCAUGCAGGUUUACUGAAUGUCACUUCUUUCAUAGAUUGCAUGGAGCAUGAUCGGACGGAGGUGAGGGAGGGAGCAGAGAGGAAUUUCACAAGACAAUUGGUUGAGGAACUUCACCAACGGGAAGGUGAAGUGCAUGAAAUACAACAGAAGGCAGAGCAAGCACUUCUAGAGGCUAAGAAGUUGACUUCCCAAUACCAGAAAGAGGCAGAAAAGUGCACUUCAGGGAUGGAAACCUGCGAGGAAGCGCGGGAGAAAGCUGAAGCGGUGUUAGAGGCACAAAGAGAGGUUAGUUCAAUGUGGGAGCUCCGGGCUCGGCAAAAAGGAUGGAAAGAAAGCCACUUGGCUGCUAACGUUCAAAGUAUCAAAGCUGCUCUUGAAGGAGAGGAUUCAGCAACUAUGGCUGUCACUGAUUUAUAGAACCCCUGUUCUUUUAGUGGAUUUACAUUUUUGGUCAUUUGAGACAUGAAAACGGUUCGACAAAGGAGCAAGCAACUAUGGCUGUCACUGAUUUAUAGAACCCCUGUUCUUUUAGUGGAUUUACAUUUUUGGUCAUUUGAGACAUGAAAACGGUUCGACAAAGGAGCAAGCAACUAUGGCUGUCACUGAUUUAUAGAACCCCUGUUCUUUUAGUGGAUUUACAUUUUUGGUCAUUUGAGACAUGAAAAAGGUUCGACAAAGCUGCUCCGGGCUCGUUUUUUUGGCCUUGAAGAACACAGUUUAGAAUGUUUGGUCGUUCCGAGGCCUGGUGCUAAACUGUUAACGUGAUAAUAUUACCAAUUUCUUUUAAAUGCUAAAUAGCCUGACUUGUUUCUAUUUAUUGUUCAUAAGUUAUAACAACGUAUUUUGUCUUAACAACGUAUUUUGUCUUUUGAAUUUCAUAAUUUCCUUGGAUAUU